AUGGGCGGAUCACUUAAUUGUAAAAUACUUGGUCCACCUCCCCAACCUUUUCUUUUUCUUUUCUUUUUCUUUUCUUUUUCUUUUCUUUGUCUUUUCUUUGUCUUUUCUUUGUCUUUUCUUUGUCUUUUCUUUGUCUUUUCUUUGUCUUUUCUUUGUCUUUUCUUUGUCUUUUCUUUUUCUUUUAUUUUCUUUUUCCUUUUUCCUUUUUUCUUUUUUUCCCUUUUCUUUUUUCUUUUAUCUUUUUCCUUUUCCUUUUCCUUUUCCUUUCUUCUUUUCCUUUUCUCUUCUUUUCCUUUUCUCUUCUUUUCCUUUUCUCUUCUUUUCCUUUUUCUUCUUUUCUUUUUCUUCUUUUCCUUUUUUCUUCUUUUCCUUUUUUCUUCUUUUCCUUUUUUCUUCUUUUCCUUUUUUCUUCUUUUCCUUUUUUCUUCUUUUCCUUUUUUCUUCUUUUUUUUUCCUUCUUUCCUUCUUUUUUUCCUUUUUUCCUUUUUUUUCUUUUUCCCUUUUUUCCUUACAUAUAUUGAGGAAAAUAAUUUCCAAGGCCUAGCAGAUUUUUGUUAUACUCUAUGA
Molecule: messenger RNA, 567 nt
Organism: Acanthosepion pharaonis
Lineage: Eukaryota; Metazoa; Mollusca; Cephalopoda; Sepiida; Sepiidae
Source: the annotation of a GenBank genome assembly